This is a messenger RNA of Rotaria socialis, 729 nucleotides long. The record is from the annotation of a GenBank genome assembly. Lineage: Eukaryota; Metazoa; Rotifera; Eurotatoria; Philodinida; Philodinidae.
AUGAUAAAACAAGUAUCAAAACCAGAUUAUAGUAAGAUGAGUGAAGGUGAAUUGAGACUUCUACUCAACAAGCAUCAACAGAUGUUAAAUAAUACACGUUUAAUCAAUGGCCUGCCAGAUAGAGGUGAACGUUUACGUAAUGCCAUAGGUGAAAUUGAAAAAUUUCUUGCAACAUCAUCAUCACCUAUGGAUUGCGAUACUAUUACACAUCAAUUUUGUCAAAUGACAAUGUCAUCUAAAGACAACGAAAUUUUACAACAAAGCCUUCGCCUUGAAAAACCGACGAGAGAUUCGAGUAAAACAUCAACAUAUAGUAAUCAUUUUUCUGAUGAACGUUUAAAUGAAGUUAAACAACGUUUAAAAGCUCGACAAGCUGAACGUGACAGUAAAGCUACAGUAACAACAGCAAAACUUAUUUCAUUAGAUGAGGCUAUUCAAUUAUAUAACGAAGAAACGAAACGACAAGAAGAACAUUUAGUUCAACAAACAACAGCAAAAUUACUUGGAAAUAUGUCUCUGUCAAAAACUACAUUUGGUCUUCCACCAUCAACAACGAGUAAAACUAAUCUAACACAUCGUAAAACGACUACUGCAGAAAAUGAUGAUGAUGAUGAAGCCGGUGGUGAGAACUAUAUAGAUGAACUUGGUCGAGAUGAAGCAGAAAUAGUAUCAGAUCAUGACAGUGACGAAAUCGAUUAUCCUGAUGAAGUACAACAAAAUGAUGAUUAG